AAUAAAAAAUAAAAAAAUAGUUCCGGCGAGAAAUGGACCUUCUGUGCAGUGCCUACGCAGAGCCUUCCGACGACGAAGACGAAACCCUAAACGAUCAUCGCGUUGCCAAACGCCAUCGAUCUCGAGAACACCAUGCCCCCGCCGGCGAUCCUUCUCCGUCCAACCGCCGUCACCUUCACCGUCCAUCCCUUUCCGACCCCGCCGAACCCGCUUCUCUGUCCACUUCCCGUUAUAUCUCCAAGCGAGAGCGCGCGAUGCUCUCCACCUCCUCCUCUUCCGCUGCUUCCGCUCUCGAUCCACCUCUCGCUAGUCCAUGGCCCGCCGGCACAUCUCCUGCUGCUGAUACUAUAUUCAGUACGGAUCUACUACCUAAUGUUUUGGUAAAAUUAAGGUCUCGAGCACCUUUUCAUUCCCAAAGCAGUAAUAUUACUGGGAAGCUUUCUGUCUCUUUGACUGGUCACAGUAAAGCUGUCAAUUCUAUACAAUGGUCACUCAAUCAAGCUCAUCUUCUUGCUUCUGCUGGAAUGGAUAAGAAAGUGCAUGUGUGGAAUGUAUGGAGUAAAGACCAGAAGAAAGCCUGCAGUCUUGAACAUCACAAUGCGGCAGUGAAGGAUGUGAGGUGGUCUCCUCAAGGGUUGUCUCUUCUAUCUUGUGGGUAUGACUGCUCAACUCGGCUAGUUGACAUUGAAAAAGGGAUUCAAAUCCAGCAAUUUAAAGAUGAUCAAGUUGUUGGGGUGAUUAGAUUCCACCCAAGUAACCCCAAUCUUUUUCUAUCUGGUGGUUCAAAAGGCUUUCUUAAGCUCUGGGAUAUACGAUCUGGAAAGGUUGUGCAGAAUUAUCGUAAAGACCUUGGUCCCAUUUUUGAUAUUGAGUUCAGUUCUGACGGAAAGCAAUUUAUCUCUUCAAGUGACACCACCUUGAGCAACAUUAGUGAAAAUGCUAUUAUUGUUUGGGAUGUUUCACGAGAAGUGCCUUUAUCUAAUCAGGUCUACACAGAAGCAUUUACUUGUCCUUGCAUCAAGUACCAUCCAACUGACGCUUGUUUUGUCGCACAAUCAAAUGGAAACUACAUAGCAAUAUUUUCUUCUCAUCGUCCGUUCAAAUUAGACAGGUACAAGAGAUUCGAAAAUCACGGAGUUUGGGGCUUUCCCAUCAAAUGCAAUUUCAGUUCAGAUGGAAAUCAACUUGCUUCAGGCUCAUCCGACGGGUGUAUUUACUUGUACAAUUAUCACUCUUCUGAACUUAUAAGAAAAUUCAAGGCAUUCGAGCAACCUUGUGUAGAUGUUGCUUUCCAUCCUUCAAUACCCCAUCUGAUUGCUUCAUGUAGUUGGGAUGGUGGAAUUUCUAUUUUUGAAUGAGAUCUUCAAUUUUUAAUACCGUAAAACUAUGGGUACACUCAUUCGAUCUCGACGUGUUUUUGGGAUCUUGGUCUUA
Messenger RNA from Dioscorea cayenensis subsp. rotundata (Guinea yam), 1434 nucleotides. Its product is annotated as WD repeat-containing protein 25. Bases 33 to 1358 code for a protein of 441 amino acids. Gene Ontology annotation, molecular function: protein binding. The record is from RefSeq and is a predicted model, not a curated record. NCBI's taxonomy places the organism in Eukaryota, Viridiplantae, Streptophyta, Magnoliopsida, Dioscoreales, Dioscoreaceae. The transcript is spliced from 4 exons.